GAGAAGCGCAGAGGCUUGGGGCAACCGAGCUGCAGCGAGGCCGCGGUGCUGGGGGCGAGCCGAGCGGCGGCAGCGGAGCUCUGUCGCGAGACGCAGCGUCAAGAGGCAGACUAUUCAGCGGGCUCACCAGCCAGGGAGUCUCUGCUCUGGGAUUUGAUAAUUCAAACCUCUUUUUUAUCUCUUCCUUUCCUUAAGCGGUUUUCUAAAAGUGUAUUGUUUUACGCUUUAAUUUAUUAUUAUUAUUAUUAUUAUUAUUAUUAUUUUUGCUUCGUACUCCCCCUCUUAAAUCUUGCCAACGGUUUGGAGAGGUUGCGCCUUCACUCCCUCAAAUCACUUCGGAUUUUGGAAAUCAGCAAAGGAAAGAGGUAGCAAGAGCUCCAGAGAGAAGUCGAGGAAGAGAGACCGGUCAGAGAGAGCGCGCUGGCGAGCGAGCGGAGAGAGGGACAGGGGCAAAGUGACUGACCUGCUUUUGGGGGUGACCGCCAGAGCGCGGCGUGAGCCCUCCCCCUUGGGAUCUUGCAUCGGACCAGUGGCGCUGACGGACAGACAGACAGACACCGCCCCCAGCCCCAGCGCCCACCUCCUCGCCGGCGGGCUGCCGACCGUGGACGCGGCGGCGAGCCGCGAGCAGGAGCCGAAGCCCGCGCCCGGAGGCGGGGUGGAGGGGGUCGGGGCUCGCGGGAUUGCACUGAAACUUUUCGUCCAACUUCUGGGCUCUUCUCGCUCCGGAGCAGCCGUGGUCCGUGCCGGAGGAGGCAAACCGAUCGGAGCUGGGAGAAGUGUUAGCUCGGGCCUGGAGAAGCCGGAGCCCGAGAAGAGAGAGGAGGAAGAGGAGGAAGAGGAGAGGGGGCCGCAGUGGGCGCUCGGCUCGCAGGAGCCGGGCUCAUGGACGGGUGAGGCGGCCGUGUGCGCAGACAGUGCUCCAGCCGCGCGCGCGCCCCAGGCCCCGACCCGGGCCUCGGUUCCAGGAGGGAGAGGAGCCCGCCAAGGCGCGCAAGAGAGCGGGCUGCCUCGCAGUCCGAGCCGGAGAGGGAGCGCGAGCCGCGCCGGCCCCGGACGGGCCUCCGAAACCAUGAACUUUCUGCUCUCUUGGGUGCACUGGACCCUGGCUUUACUGCUGUACCUCCACCAUGCCAAGUGGUCCCAGGCUGCACCCACGACAGAAGGAGAGCAGAAAGCCCAAGAAGUGGUGAAGUUCAUGGACGUCUACCAGCGCAGCUAUUGCCGUCCAAUCGAGACCCUGGUGGACAUCUUCCAGGAGUACCCCGAUGAGAUAGAGUACAUCUUCAAGCCGUCCUGUGUGCCCCUCAUGCGCUGUGGGGGUUGCUGCAAUGACGAGGCCUUGGAGUGUGUGCCCACCUCAGAGAGCAACAUCACCAUGCAGAUCAUGCGGAUCAAACCUCACCAAAGCCAGCACAUAGGAGAGAUGAGCUUCCUCCAGCACAGCAGAUGUGAAUGCAGACCAAAGAAAGAUAGAACAAAGCCAGAAAAAAAAUCAGUUCGAGGAAAGGGAAAGGGUCAAAAACGAAAGCGCAAGAAAUCCCGGUUUAAGUCCUGGAGCGCUCACUGUGAGCCUUGCUCAGAGCGGAGAAAGCAUUUGUUUGUCCAAGAUCCGCAGACGUGUAAAUGUUCCUGCAAAAACACAGACUCGCGUUGCAAGGCGAGGCAGCUUGAGUUAAACGAACGUACUUGCAGAUGUGACAAGCCAAGGCGGUGAGCCAGGCUGCAGGAAGGAGCCUCCCUCAGGGUUUCGGGAACCAGACCUCUCACCAGAAAGACCGACUAACCAUGUCACCACCACACCAUCAUCGUCACCAUCGACAGAACAGUCCUUAAUCCAGAAAGCCUGACAUGAAGGAAGAGGAGACUCUUCAAGGAGCACUUUGGGUCCGGAGGGCGAGACUCCGGGCGGAAGCAUUCCCGGGCGGGUGACCAAGCAUGGUCCCUCGUGGAACUGGAUUCGUCAUUUUCUUUUACUUGCUGCUAAAUCACCAAGCCCGGAAGAUUAGGGAGUUUUAUUUCUGGGAUUCCUGUAGACACACCCACCCACAUGCACACACACACACACACACACACACACAUAUAUAUAUAUAUUAUAUAUAUAAAUAAAUAUAUAUGUUUUAUAUAUAAAAUAUAUAUAUAUUCUUUUUUUAAAUUAACUUUGCUAAUGUUAUUGGUGUCUUCACUGGAUGUGUUUGACUGCUGUGGACUUGAGUUGGGAGGAGAAUGUCCCUGCUCGGAUCCUGACAGGGGAGAGACAAUGGGAUGAAAGACUCCCGGUGUGGUCUUUCGUCCUUCUUAGAGAGGCCGAAGUCCUUUUGCCUGCCAGGGAACACGCAAGGCCAGGGCACGGGGGCACAUUGGCUCACUUCCAGAAACGCGACAAACCCAUCCCUGGCCCUGAGUCAAGAGGACAGAAAGACAGACGACAGAGAAAGAGACAAAGAUGCUGGUUCCAACCAGGAGUUUGGGGAGCCUCAGGACAUGGCAUGCGCUGUGGAUCCCCACUACGUGCUGCAAGCGUACCCUGCCCUCUGGGCACUGCCUGGAAGAAUCAGGAACUCGGCCGGCCUUCAGCUCUCUCUUCCACUUCCGAGAUGCCCAGGAGGCCUCCCACAGGUGUCCUGGCGAAGAGAAGACAUAUUGGUGGAAGAAGAGGCCUGGUGACGGCUCCUCCUCCUGGAAACCCCUCCUUCUCCCUACCCCACUUCCUGGGUACGGCCCAGGAGGACCUUGUGUGCUCAGACCGUUGAAACCACUAAUUCUGUUGGCUGUGUGUGUGAGUGGCGAACCCUCCCCCGUCCUACCCUUUCCCGAGGCACAGAGCGAUGGGGCAGGACCCGCAAGCCCCGCACGGAGGCAGAGAAAAGAGAAAGUGUUUUAUAUACGGUACUUAUUUAAUAGCCCUUUUUAAUUAGAAAUUAAAACAGUUAAUUUAAUUAAAGAGUAGGGUUUUUUCAGUAUUCUUGGUUAAUAUUUAAUUUCAACUAUUUAUGAGAUGUAUCUCUCGCUCUCUCUUAUUUGUACUGUUUUGUGUGUGUGUGUGUGUGUGUGUGUGUGUGUGUGUGUGUGUAAUCUGUGUUUCCAAUCUCUCUCUCCCAGAUCGGUGACAGUCACUAGCUUGUCCUGAGAAGAUAUUUAAUUUUGCUAACACUCAGCUCUGCCCUUCCCUUGUCCCCACCACACAUUCCUUUGAAAUAAGGUUUCAAUAUACAUUUACAUACUAUAUAUAUAUAUAUUUGGCAAUUUGUGUUUGUAUAUAAAUAUAUAUAUAUAUGUUUAUGUAUAUAUGUGAUUCUGAUAAAAAUAGACAUUGCUAUUCUGUUUUUUAUAUGUAAAAACAAAACAAGAAAAAAUAGAGAAUUCUACAUACUAAAUCUCUCUCCUUUUUUAAUUUUAAUAUUUGUUAUCAUUUAUUUAUUGGUGCUACUGUUUAUCCGUAAUAAUUGUGGGGGAAAAAGAUAUUAACAUCGAGUCUUUGUCUCUAGUGCAGUUUUCCGAGAUAUUCCGUAGUACAUAUUUAUUUUUAAACAGCAACAAAGAAAUACAGAUAUAUCUUAAAAGAAAAAAAAAGCAUUUUGUAUUAAAGAAUUGAAUUCUGAUCUCAAA
Messenger RNA from Meriones unguiculatus (Mongolian gerbil), 3609 nucleotides. RefSeq names its product vascular endothelial growth factor A (gene Vegfa). Gene Ontology annotation, biological process: positive regulation of angiogenesis; positive regulation of mast cell chemotaxis; response to hypoxia. NCBI's taxonomy places the organism in Eukaryota, Metazoa, Chordata, Mammalia, Rodentia, Muridae. The transcript has 8 exons. The record is from RefSeq and is a predicted model, not a curated record. The coding region runs from base 1073 to 1717 and encodes 214 amino acids. Gene Ontology annotation, cellular component: membrane. Gene Ontology annotation, molecular function: growth factor activity; vascular endothelial growth factor receptor 1 binding; vascular endothelial growth factor receptor 2 binding.